AUGGUGCCGCUAGGGCCCGGGCCAGGCCAUCCUGCCGCACAUCAAACUCACGGCGGUCCCUCGAGCAACUUAACCGGCCCAAAUUCUUUAUCACAGAGUUCCUCGCAAUCUAAUAAAUCGUCGGUCGCGAAGCCGAAUUACACGCUCAAAUUUACCCUCGCUGGUCACACGAAGGCGGUCUCGUCUGUUAAAUUUAGUCCAAAUGGCGAAUGGCUCGCUAGUUCCUCUGCCGAUAAACUCAUCAAAGUGUGGGGUGCGUAUGAUGGAAAAUUUGAAAAGACCAUAUCUGGACACAAGAUGGGCAUCAGUGACGUAGCAUGGUCAUCUGAUAGUAGAUUGAUUGUCAGCGCUAGUGAUGACAAAACACUUAAGGUUUGGGAAUUAAGUUCAGGCAAAUGUUUGAAGACACUAAAAGGACAUAGCAAUUAUGUAUUCUGCUGCAAUUUUAACCCACAGAGUAAUCUUAUUGUUUCUGGUAGUUUUGACGAGAGUGUGCGAAUAUGGGAUGUAAGAACAGGGAAAUGUUUAAAAACCCUCCCCGCGCAUUCAGAUCCAGUCUCAGCUGUGCAUUUUAAUAGAGAUGGAAGCCUUAUUGUAUCUUCAAGUUACGACGGCUUAUGUCGAAUCUGGGAUACAGCAUCUGGUCAGUGCCUUAAAACCCUCAUAGACGACGACAACCCCCCGGUGUCUUUUGUGAAAUUCUCCCCCAAUGGAAAGUACAUACUCGCCGCGACGUUGGACAACACGCUAAAGCUAUGGGACUACAGUCGGGGCAAAUGUCUCAAGACUUACACUGGACAUAAGAAUGAGAAAUACUGUAUUUUUGCUAACUUUAGUGUUACUGGUGGAAAGUGGAUAGUAUCUGGAUCGGAAGACAAUCUCGUAUACAUAUGGAACCUGCAAUCUAAGGAGAUACGCUCGAGAACGACAAGACAAUUAAGCUUUGGAAGAGCGACACCUAGUGAAAACGUGUGGAGGUGUGACCUACAAAUCGUGGCUUCAUAUUGA
Messenger RNA from Leptosia nina, 1008 nucleotides. NCBI's taxonomy places the organism in Eukaryota, Metazoa, Arthropoda, Insecta, Lepidoptera, Pieridae. The record is from the annotation of a GenBank genome assembly.